AUGACGGCUGCACCACCAGUGCCGCACUCUGUGCCCGAGGGAAUGAAUGGGGGACCACCGCACAUACCUAGUGGUCUCCCUAGGUAUCAUCCUAUCGCCAUGAACCCAAAUCCAUCUCAUCCAGCAAUGCCUCCACCAGAUCAAAUGGCCCAAAAUCAUCACUACCGCCACUAUGCACCGCCGCUCUUGCAUGAUCCGCAUGCUGGUCCCCCACCAGUGCCGCCAACCCCGAGCCCAACCAACUUGGAACAGAUUGAACAGCGUUUAAGGCAAUUGGAACAUGAGGAAAUGAACCGGAUGGCAGCUCGCACCCAUUUGUUGGCAGUUCGAAAACGGGAAGAUGAAGAGUUUCGACGAAUGACAGAGAGUGCAGAGGCAGAAGAAGAGGAUCUUCGAAGACAGCGCAAACGGAUCAAGAGAGAGUCGAUGGGCCUAGGACCUAAUUCAGCUGGUGACUCGCCGCCAUUAAGGCCUACACCACCUCGGCGUUUGUCUGAGACCAGUGCAGCCACCACUCUUGCUUUUUUCAAGCAGCAAAGCCCUCCAGAGCCUCGUCAAGCUCCUCUGCCUCCUGUUUCUCAACCCCAGCAAGCACCUCCCAUGCCCCCUCCUGCUCACCUCCAUCAUCAACCUCACCCUCCUCACCCUCCUCACCCACCUCACCCGUCUCAACAAUCCCAUCAGUCUCACCCACCUCACCCGUCUCAACAAUCCCAUCAGUCUCAUCCACCACACCCAUCUCACCAGCCUCACCCACCGCAUCAUCCUUCUUCACAAGCUCAGCAACACCAAAUCGUCGCCCAUGAAUCUAUGAACGGCGCUGGAUCUAUCCGCCGCAAGCAAAAAUACACCAUUAAGAAUGUCGAAGCCUGGGGUGAGCGUCACGGCCGCCCAGCAGCCCACGACCCAUCCGGCCGAGCUCUAUGGAAGCGGCCCUCUGACGGCAGCCUGGUUUAUCUGACCUGCCCAAUUCAAGGUUGCGGCAAAUCAGACUUUGUCACGCUCCACGGCUUCAUGUGCCAUCUGACGAAGAAACACAAAGACCGGACGUUAGGCAGCCAGUCGCGUGCUCUUGAACUAUGUGGCAUUGUAUACGACCCCAACGCGCCUCUGCCUCCCGUCUCAGCUUCACACCGAGGCUCAGCAGAGAGUGCAUCAGCGAUGGAUCACGACGGGGAAAUGGGCGAUGAGCUGGACUCGGACUCUGAGUUGGAUGGAGAGGAUUCGCCUGACUCUUACCGCGUUAAGACUGAAAUCUCCGAUCACCCUCUCUCAGAGCAUCACGAUACCCCGGGACCACAUGAUUUGUCGCCCGUGCCGAAACCAGUUUUCCCUCAUGGCUUAUCAACGAAACAAUCUAUCUCCUCUAUCAUUGACCGUACCCCCGAGCCGGAAUCAAGGGAAGCUCUUACGUCUUUACCUCCAUCAGAAUCUCUUUCGCAGGGCCCAGCACCUAUCCCUGAGCAAACGAUUCCUUCGAAACGGAAAUUCGAGUACUCUCCCGAAAAAGAGAACACAGAACCGAAAGAGAGAUCCAGAUCUGGAACUGAGUAG
Messenger RNA from Penicillium malachiteum, 1554 nucleotides. RefSeq lists its product as uncharacterized. The transcript has 2 exons. The coding region runs from base 1 to 1554 and encodes 517 amino acids. Lineage: Eukaryota; Fungi; Ascomycota; Eurotiomycetes; Eurotiales; Aspergillaceae. The record is from RefSeq and is a predicted model, not a curated record.